Rhizophagus irregularis DAOM 181602=DAOM 197198 is the source of this 177-nucleotide messenger RNA. Lineage: Eukaryota; Fungi; Glomeromycota; Glomeromycetes; Glomerales; Glomeraceae. The record is from RefSeq and is a predicted model, not a curated record.
UGAUGAUGAUCAUCCUUACACCUAAUUUUUACACUUACGUUAGUGACUUAACAAAAAUGUCAUGCUCAAAAAUAUUUUCAGGAGAUUUACCUGAAUUAAUAUAUGAAAUUAUAAAAUAUUUUCAAAAUGAUUAUUCAACUUUAUAUUCAUGCAUUCUAGUUAACAAAUUAUGGUGUC